ACAGGUAGUCAAUUCAAAAAAUUUUGUUGUCAUGUUUUGAGUUUGUGAUUUUUAUUCGGGUAAAUUUACUGUAAUGUUUUUAGUUUGUAUUGCCUUCUUUUAUAAAUAUUUGUGAAAUAGCAAAAGUAACCGUUCAAUAUGGAAAAUUGUAACAAAAUUAUACCACCACAUCUAAAUGCCGAAGUUUAUAGGUCUGAUACUACCGGCACGAGUACCCUUUCAUAUUUUGACCACAUUUCCGUUAAUGCUGACAACAGAGUGCUGAUAGGUUGCUCUGAGUUAACUGGACGUUAUUGGAAUGGCGGAGCCAUUGUACAUACAUCACCAUCAGAAGCACAGGAUCUCCAAUAUAUACCCAAGAAGAGCAUUCAUUUGACCAGUGGAACAGCAGGUGGAUGUUUUGUGGGUAAAUUAGACAAGGUUUUAUUAUGUGAAGACAAUGGGAGAGUCAGUAUUUGGUCAUCAUCUUGCGAUGAUGUCUGGAAGAUGUGGAGUGAAGAUGUAUCAGUUGCUGAACAUGAUGACGCUGUGUUGGCGGUGGAUUGCAUUAGUCUCGAAAGUGAAUAUGUUACUGCAGGAGCAGAUGGCAAUAUUAAAGUUUGGGAUAUAAAUGAAAUGAUCUGUACACAAAACUAUAUUGCUGCACAUAGUAUGUCUAUAUGUGAUGUGGCAGUUUUACCAGGAUCGAAAAGCUUUGCCACUGGCUCCUUAGAUGAAUAUAUAAGUUUGUGGGAUGAAUUUGUUGCUAAGCCAAUUGUUGAUUUAGUGAAGAAUGACUGUGGUGUCCGUUGUCUGCAGUGGAUAAAUGAGAACAAAUUAAUAUUUGGUGAUGAAGCUGGCGUGUUGAGUUUAGUGGAUGCUAGGAAUCCGAAAUCAAUAAUGCGGUUGAUGGAGUUUCCUGCUGCUUUGCACAAAAUAGCUGUUAAUAAAGAUUCGGACAAAGUCGCCAUAUGCUGUGAUAAUAAGAUUGUUUCUGUUUGUGCCAUCAAUAAUGAUGACACGGCUCAAGUGGUAUACCAUGACAGACAUAUGCACAGUAAUUUUGUGCGAGGCAUGGCCUGGGAUGCGGAGGCAAGCAAUGUCCUGCACACUGUUGGCUGGGAUGGAGAGUUGAAAACCCACAAUGUUGUUUGCGAGUAAUGUUAAGGGAGUUCUUUUUUAAUAUAUAAAUUCGUUCCUGA
This is a messenger RNA of Amyelois transitella, 1181 nucleotides long. Its product is annotated as methylosome protein WDR77. The record is from RefSeq and is a predicted model, not a curated record. Gene Ontology annotation, molecular function: protein binding. The coding region runs from base 139 to 1140 and encodes 333 amino acids. The transcript has 6 exons. Lineage: Eukaryota; Metazoa; Arthropoda; Insecta; Lepidoptera; Pyralidae. Gene Ontology annotation, biological process: oocyte axis specification. Gene Ontology annotation, cellular component: methylosome.